This is a messenger RNA of Didymodactylos carnosus, 3757 nucleotides long. NCBI's taxonomy places the organism in Eukaryota, Metazoa, Rotifera, Eurotatoria, Philodinida, Philodinidae. The record is from the annotation of a GenBank genome assembly.
CAAUAACUGUGUUGUGCCAGAAACCUGAUAUAUUCUGUUUAAUUUGUGUCCAAAAUGAUCGAUUUUCUAAUACAGCCAUACACCAACGAUACAUUUUAUCUUCAGAUAAUGAAUCCAUAAAAUAAUUCACGCUUAUUCUACUGUCUAUUUUUGUAAAAUUAUCUCUCAAACAAUAAUAGUGGAAUGAUGCACUUUUCUCCUCCCAUUAAAAUUGAGUAAAAACAGGCCGAUCAGAGACUGACUUGGAUCAAACAGGAUUUGGACAAAAAUAAAUGUCGGGCCAACCUGUCAUUAAAAGACCAAAACUUUCAUUUUACUAUUUGAGAAACUUUUCUUGGGUCGGGUCUCAAAAAUUUUCUAAAAUCUUGGGGCAGGUCAUAGGCAGGUAUUGAAAACAUGAUCUGAGUUGGUCUCUGAAGCUGACAACAUCACAAUCUUUUAAUCCACAAAUAUAAAACUACAAAGUGAUGUUCUUUUAUUUUUAGAAAUUAAUAUUGAUCAAAAAUUUGCUGAUAAAUUACAACGUGUCAUUGAACGUAUAACACAAUUUGGUACAAUUCAACGUUUUGUUACGUCAAAAAUAACCGAAUGUAAUAUACUGAUUUGUGGGCCACCCCAUUCUGGUAAAUCAACAUUAAUUAAUAAGUUUUGUGGUAAAUGGAUGACACCUACAAGUGAUGGUUUAGAUUCAACUACAAAAGAAACGAAAUGUUACACAAAUAAAAAUUCAUGUAAUGGUCAAACAUAUAAAAUUAAUUUUUGGGAUACUGCUGGCAUUGAAAAUUGGAAUGUUAAUGAUUUUUAUCCAUAUAUUAAUAAUGCUAAGAACCAAAUUGAUCCAUUAUGUAUGAUUUAUUGUGUUAGUCCUGGUCAAUUUACAGUAUCAGAUCGUUUAAGAUGGUUAAUUGAUAGCUGUUUUGAAGAGAAUAUAUUCUGUGCUUUAAAGUAUAAUUUAAGAGUAGAAGAAAUAAAUAAUAUUAAAUAUUAUGUUAAAAGAAACACAAAUGAAAGAAUGGCUUUAAUAACAUCGAUAAACACAGUAGCCUAUGUUGAUGAUGGAAAAAACAUUUAUUUUCCACCAUGUGGUGUUGAUGAAUUAACACUUGGUAUUAUGGAUUCAUUAUCUGAAGAUAAAAUGUAUCGUUGGUGUAUGGCUGUAUUAGAAAAUCGAUCAUUUUGGACACAAAUUAAACAGAAUAUAUCAGGUUUCUGGCACAACACAGUUAUUGAGAGAUUUCAACGUUUUAUGACACAGCAAAAAAUAUCCUAUAACGGUAAAAUAAAAAAAGUAAUUAUUCGUACAAUAGAAAAUAUGAAAUGUGUUAGACUUGAAGAUAUUCAACAUUAUUUUCCUCAAGUGACCACAUUAACGACAGAUGAUGAUGAACAAAUACCAUAUUUAUGUGAUGAUAAUGGACAAACAUCAUCACCUUUUAGAAUUAAAGCUGAUUCACAAAGAAUAUUUUACUGUUAUGAAUAUAGUGAACAGACAACAACCAUGGACAAUAAUUUGUAUAAGUAUAAUCAAUUAAACGAAAUUCGAAGAAACACAGACAUAUUAAUAGCAAAUACUAAAAAGCUUGAAACUAAAGCCGAUACAAUAAUAACAAAUACUGAUCAUUUAUUACGAUUAAUGUAUGGUCUUGCUGAAUAUACUAUCCCACGUAUGUUUAUUGUACUACCACGAAAAUAUUGUCGUUGGAAUCCAAUUAAUUUAUUUCGUAAUUCCUAUUGUUUAUAUUUUUUAUGUGAAUGUUCAGAAGAAAACGAUAAAAUACAUUUUGCUAUUCAUGAGGGUUAUGAAAUUAAACAACCUAAACAAUUUUUUAUCAAAUAUGGACAGCAUUUAGCUAAAAUAAUAACAAUUGCUCGAUGUGCAUUAGUAUUGGGUAGUGCUGUAUUACCGCCUUUGGGUUAUGUCGGUGUGAGUUUACCAACACCAGAAUUUUUAGAAAAUAAAGAGUUUUGGGAAACAUUAAGUACAAAUAUUGAUAAAAUGAAUUCAAUGUUAAAUAAAAUAUCACAAACAGAUUUAUUAUCAGAUAGUUAUAAUAAACCAGCAACAGGUGUUGAAUUAAGAGAAUUAAAACAAUUUUUAAAACGCUUUGAUGAACAAGAAACAUUAGGUAAUUUAUAUCGUGCAACAACAUCAGAUGGUCAUAUCAGAUGGGUAUGUAAAUAUCAUUAUGAUGAAUUAUUUGUUCAACAAGAAACAAAAGAAUUUUUAAAACGUUUUCGAUCAUGGGGUGGCGAAUAUAUUGAAGAAACAGGUGACGCUUUGAUUAAAGAUUUAUUAAAUAGUAAUGAUAUAAGAAAGUUAUGCUUAGAUUUAAUUGGUACAGGACCAUUAAAUUUAUAUAAAUUAAUAAUAAAACAAUGUAAAUUAAAAGAAAAUGAAUUAGAACAAUUAAUAACAACAAUUGAUAAAACAUUAAUCAAACAAUUAGAAUUUUAUAAUAUACUUUUGACAAGUACAUUUGGAUAUAAGAAACAACUGAAUAUAAUACAAAAAUUAGAACAAUGUUUAGAAGAAAAUAAAAAUAUUAAAAUUAUUUAUCACAUAGAUCAUGUCGAUUGGAUGUUGUCCAAUAAUGAGGAUUUAAAAUUAAUUUUAAAAUCUUUAAAUACAAAAAAUAAUUUAACUGUUCAUAUAAAUAUGGAAAACAAUGAAACUAAAUAUCGUAUAAUCAAAACCGAUACAACACUUGUCAUACAUCUUCCAAAUAUAGCUAAUGAAAUUUUAAUCGAGACUCUAAAAAUGAAUAAUAACACUAGUAGUAAAAUAACUGAUUUACAUUUACAUAGAAUUACAGAUGAUAAUAUUAAAAUAAUAUCUGAAUAUCUAGGAACAAAUAUAAUACUAAAACAAUUGAAUCUAAGUGGUAAUAGACUAUCCGGCGAUUGUAUUAGAAUUUUAUGUAAAUCAUUAGAAACCAAUACAACGUUAACACAUUUAAUUUUAGAACGUAAUGAUAUAUGUGAUUAUGGUGCAGAAGCUAUUGGCAACAUGUUAAGAGUCAAUUGUUCAUUAUUACUAUUAAAUUUAAAAUUAAACCGUAUUACAGAUUAUGGUAUGAGUAAAAUAAGUAUUAAUUUAAAAUUAAAUAAAUCAUUAAACGAACUUUGUGUAAGUAAUAAUCAAAUAACAACAGAGAGUAUAAUUACAAUGAGUAAAACAUUAAUGGUAAAUAGGACAUUAAAAAAUCUUGAUUUUAGCCAUAAUCAAAUAGCUGGAAAUGAUCAUAUUCAUCAAUUAUUAAGUGUGCUUGAAUCAUUAGAUUUAAGUUACAAUAAAUUGGGUAAUGAUUGUCUUCAAACAAUCCAAACAUUUCUAUCAGAUAAAACCACACUUUCAUUAAUAAAAUUAAAUUUUGUAUCAAAUGAUAUAUCGAAUGAUGGUGCAAAAUACUUAUCUAAAAUUCUAAUGGAAACAAAUUUCUUAACAUAUUUGAAUAUUGGAUAUAAUAAAAUAUCUGAUCAGGGUGCUAAAUUGCUAGCAGAUGCAUUAGUAAAAACUGAAUGUUUACAAUAUUUUUCCAUCAGAUGUAACCAUAUGUCAUCCAGUGGUAUUGGUUAUUUAAUUAAAUCAUUAGAACAAAAUCACACAAUAUUAGAAUUUGAUAUUGGUAUGAACGAAAUAUCUGACGAAAAUAUAGAACAAUUACAGAGAAUAUUAUCAAUCAAUAAUACAUUAACGACAUUAGAUUUAACAAAUUUGAGUUUAAAGGAUCAUUCACAAAGAAUGGCCAAGUUUUGA